Molecule: messenger RNA, 990 nt
Organism: Penicillium daleae
Lineage: Eukaryota; Fungi; Ascomycota; Eurotiomycetes; Eurotiales; Aspergillaceae
Exons: 3
Coding region: 1-990 (329 amino acids)
Molecular function (GO): hydrolase activity
Source: RefSeq, a predicted model, not a curated record
AUGGCAAAUCCUCCGAGCGAUCCUAACUUUUUCAAAGACUUCGAGAUCCACGAUGCUGUCUAUAAGACUGUCGGUGACCACGAUAUUUCAUUGUCGAUCCUCGUUCCAAAGACUCUAGUGUCGGACGCAAAUGACUCGCAUGGAAAGAGACCCGUCAUUGCUCGAUUUCAUGGAGGCUUCUUGGUGGGAGGCACUCGCCUUUACUCCGACUGGUUCCCCGACUGGAUCCUUGAGCUAGCCAUCUCUCGGCAAGCGAUCCUGGUCACACCAGACUACCGGCUAUUGCCCGAGGCCAAUGGGCUCGACAUUCUCUCUGACCUGAAUGACUUUUGGUCCUGGAUGCAACAUAAUUUCGAAUCAAGCCUUUCAAGUGCUUAUCCAUCUUCUACCAUCAAGCCCGACCUGGACAAGGUCCUUGUCGAAGGCGAAAGUGCUGGCGGCUAUCUCGCCGCCCAAAGCAUGCUACUCCACCCAGGCAUCAACAUCUCGGCUGCGAUAUUAGUCUACCCGAUGGUCCAUCUCCGCGAUCGAUACUGGGACGAGAGAUAUGAGAAGCCGAUGUUCGGCGAAAGCCUUCUACCAUUCGACAAGGUUGAGCAGCAUCUCCGAGACCUACCACAGGGACCUAUCGUCACAGCUGACGAAGCUCUGGAAAAAGGAACAGAGCAGACCCGAAAUGACCUAGCAGUCCGGAUCGUUCAGAAUGGUAGAUUCCUGGAUUAUCUCGGCCGGCAGUCGGAGGUGUUUCCGGUUGAGAAUAUUUCCCGCGCAAAGAAGCUGCCGCCGUUCGUUUGGAUUUUCCACGGGAGGCAAGAUACGGCUGUGCCGUUCUAUGGAAGUGAACGGUUUGUCGAGGAGCUUCGUGCGCAGAGGCCGGAUGUAAAUGUUCGGUUUGAGGGGUACGACGGUGACCAUGGUUUUGAUGGCGAUGCAACGAUUUCAGAAGGGUGGAUGAAAGACGGAAUGAUCGAAGUGUGCAAAUAUUGGUAA